Thunnus maccoyii (southern bluefin tuna) is the source of this 1709-nucleotide messenger RNA. RefSeq names its product HEN methyltransferase 1 (gene henmt1). Gene Ontology annotation, molecular function: RNA methyltransferase activity; O-methyltransferase activity. The coding region runs from base 80 to 1396 and encodes 438 amino acids. The transcript is spliced from 9 exons. The record is from RefSeq and is a predicted model, not a curated record. Lineage: Eukaryota; Metazoa; Chordata; Actinopteri; Scombriformes; Scombridae. Gene Ontology annotation, biological process: piRNA processing; RNA methylation; siRNA processing. Gene Ontology annotation, cellular component: cytoplasm; nucleus.
CUUAAGAACACAAUAGCGCCAUCUACAGUCUGCUGGACUAACGUCCGUCGUUAGAGAGCUAACGUUACUUCAAUUAAACAUGGAUCCGCUGUUUAGCCCGCCGCUUCACAGACAGAGACAUCAAUUUGUCAUCGAUUUUGUCAAGAGGAACAAACCUAAGAAGGUGGUGGACUUGGGCUGCAGCGAGUGCAGACUCCUGAAAAAUCUCAAGUUUUGCCGUGAAAUUGAACUGCUGGUUGGAGUCGACCUGAACGGUGCCACGAUACGAAAAAAGAUGCAUGGAUUAGCUCCGAUAUCAACUGACUAUCUGCAGCCAGGUUACGAUCAGCUGUGUAUAGAGCUGUACCAGGGCUCAGUCACACAAAAAGACACACGGUUAAGAGGAUUUGAUCUGGUGACCAGUAUAGAGCUCAUAGAGCACCUCCAUCUUGCUGAUGUGGAGCUGUUUUCUGAAGUGGUGUUUGGUUACAUGACCCCAGCGGCAGUUAUCGUCAGCACCCCAAACUCUGAGUUUAACCCCCUUUUCCCAGGACUGGCAGGUUUCAGGCACAGUGACCACAAGUUCGAGUGGACCAGAGCUGAGUUCCAGUCCUGGGCUCUGAAAGUGUGCUUGGAGUAUGGCUAUGAGGUGGAGUUCACUGGUGUUGGACAGGCGCCUCCAGGAGAGCAGGAGAGAGUCGGCUUCUGCUCCCAGAUCGGUGUGUUUCACAGGCUCGGAGAGAGAGAUGGCUGCAACAGGUUGUUUGGCGAUGAUGCAGAAGAUUUGUUGUCAUACACACUGCUGUAUAGCAUAAACUACCCCAGCCUGCAAGACAACAACAUCCUGCGGAGGGUCCUGGUGAGCGAGGUAGUGUACUGGGCAGAAAAGCUGAAGAGGGGAUGGAUAGAGGAGAAGACUGGUGAGAGGAAUGGUGCUUUUACACUAUGCCACACUGAGGAAGGAGGAGAAGAACGUGUCUCAGAGGGACACAUGGACAUGGAGGAGAAGCAGACAGCAUGUGGAGGAGAGAUGAAGAGCCCCGUGCAGAAGUGGGGGAGAAGUUUGUCAGAGGAUGAAGGAGGAGAGUAUAAAGAGGUCUUUUGGACAAACGGCCAAGAACAACAGGAGUUGUGCACAUCACCCAGGUGUGUGUCUGUACCCCUGGCUGUGCUGUGGUCCUGCUGUCCCAAAGUCAGUGCGCUGGGUGGAAGUCUCAGUAAUCUCAGACAUCUACUAAUGGAUGACCCCGAAGUUAAACUGAGCGAGGACGGCUCUGCUGUGCUUGUAUAUAAUCAAGAACAAGACCAGGAGGACGAAGAGGAUCACAGUGAUUUGGAGGACAGCGGGUAUGCAGAGGCCACCCAGUGCUCCCACAGUGCUGUGGACGAGGAAGACUGGGAGGCUGUUGGAUCCUGAAGAGAAAGAGGGAGGAUACAGCUUUGUUUUCAGGACACGUAGAUGACUUGAAAUCAUGACUGAGCAAGUGGUUUCCCUCGGUCACUGCUGGACAAUACAGGUUGUUUUAACAAAUGCCAAACUACACUGUGGAAACUCUGGAUCUGGGAUUUGUUAGAUGGCUUUUUUGGAAUGCAAAGUUCAGAGAAUUACAAAUAUCUUGAUUAAAGCAGGUCAAUAAAAUAUCCAUUGGCCUCUAAAAUGUGAGUGUACUGACUGAAUGCAACUUCCACAUGUAAAUAGUACAAUAAAAUUGUAAAUGUGAGAAAAUGUU